AUGCUGUCCCGCAAGGCCGUGGCCUUUCUGCUGGUGGUGCAUGCAGCCACCAUGCUGGCUUCCCAGACGGAAGCCUACAUCCCCAUCUUCACCUACGGUGAAGUCCAGAGGAUGCAGGAAAAGGAGCGGUACGAAGGGCAAAAGAAAUCCCUGAGUGUACAGCAGAGGUCCGAGGAGGUGGGCCCUCUGGACUCCGCAGAACCCUCGGAGUAAGAAGUAAAGGAAGUUACCAAGCUGACUGCUCCCGUGGAAAUUGGCAUGAGGAUGAACUCCAGGCAGCUGGAGAAGUACGGGGCCACCCUGAAAGGUCUGAUGCGUGAGGUGCUGCUGUCCAGCCAGAACGGUAAGCGGAGCCAGGGCACCUCCCGGUUCAUAUUCCUGCAGCGUAGCCAAAGGACCACAAAUGACAGCAACCCCGACCCCUCCCCCUGCACAGAUCUGUUCCUUCCCUCCCCAAACGCCACUGAGGUGUAG
This is a messenger RNA of Delphinapterus leucas (beluga whale), 474 nucleotides long. NCBI's taxonomy places the organism in Eukaryota, Metazoa, Chordata, Mammalia, Artiodactyla, Monodontidae. The record is from RefSeq and is a predicted model, not a curated record.